Pterocles gutturalis (yellow-throated sandgrouse) is the source of this 1490-nucleotide messenger RNA. It is a transcript of the gene CRKL, whose product is annotated as v-crk avian sarcoma virus CT10 oncogene homolog-like. Lineage: Eukaryota; Metazoa; Chordata; Aves; Pterocliformes; Pteroclidae. Bases 1 to 912 code for a protein of 303 amino acids. The record is from RefSeq and is a predicted model, not a curated record. Gene Ontology annotation, molecular function: protein binding. Gene Ontology annotation, biological process: positive regulation of ERK1 and ERK2 cascade. The transcript is spliced from 3 exons.
AUGUCCUCCGCCGCUCGUUUCGAUUCGUCGGACCGCUCCAGCUGGUACGUGGGCCCGGUGUCCCGGGCGGAGGCGCAGACGCGGUUGCAAGGGCAGCGGCAUGGCAUGUUCCUGGUGCGGGACUCGUCCACCUGCCCGGGGGACUACGUGCUCUCCGUGUCCGAGAACUCCCGGGUUUCCCACUACAUCAUUAACUCCUUGCCCAACCGCCGCUUUAAGAUCGGCGACCAGGAGUUUGAGCAUCUGCCUGCCCUACUGGAGUUCUACAAGAUCCACUACCUGGACACCACCACCCUCAUCGAGCCUGCGCCCAGGUAUCCAAGUCCACCAAUGGGAUCUGGAUCUGCCCCUGCUAUGCCCACUGCAGAAGAAAAUGUGGAAUAUGUUCGGACUCUCUAUGACUUUCCUGGCAAUGAUGCUGAGGAUCUUCCGUUUAAAAAGGGUGAGAUACUGGUAAUCGUAGAGAAGCCCGAAGAACAGUGGUGGAGUGCCAGAAACAAGGAUGGUCGGAUUGGCAUGAUUCCUGUUCCUUAUGUAGAAAAGCUAGUCAGAUCUUCUCAUGGGAAGCAUGGAAACAGGAAUUCCAACAGUUAUGGUAUUCCAGAACCUGCCCAUGCUUAUGCUCAGCCUCAAACUGCAAGUCCCCUUCCUGCAGUAUCCAGUACACCUGGAGCAGUGAUCAAUCCUCUGCCAUCAACACAGAAUGGACCAGUCUAUGCCAAAGCUAUCCAAAAGAGAGUACCCUGUGCUUAUGACAAGACAGCGCUGGCAUUAGAGGUUGGAGAUAUUGUGAAAGUUACAAGGAUGAAUAUAAACGGUCAGUGGGAAGGAGAAGUCAACGGUCGAAAAGGGCUCUUCCCCUUCACGCAUGUCAAAAUAUUUGACCCUCAAAACCCAGAUGAGAACGAAUGAUUUCCUCUGCCCAAUUUACACUGCUGCUUCAUUUUCCUGGCUAUCAUUAGGAUUGUUUGAGGUGGGAUGAUGACUUAAUGGCACAUUGCUAGCGUUGCCCGUUUUCCAGCUUGCUGCAGUUCUUUUAAUAUACAUUUGGAAUACAUACAACUGAAGUCACAGCCUGACCUUCAUACCAUAGUUACAUCAUCCAGAAUUUAGUUUCACUUUUAAAACUCUAUUGGGCCUUAAGCUGGAGAAGACUGAACUAGUAUAUAGCAGAGAAGUAUGGGAAGAAAACCUCUCCUGUUGAGACUUCCAUGGACUUUUUCUAGCUUGCUCAGUAGGAAGAGCCCUAAUCUUAGAUCAAACAUGCAAUUUGUGCAUUACUGUCCAACAAAAAGCAACAACAAAAAUGCAAUUUUAGGACUGAAGAAGACUUAGUUUUAAGAGAACCUAAGGUAGUACAUUUUAAAUGAUGGUCUCUUUAAAGGACAAUAAUUGAACCUGAUGUAUUCUAAGCAGUUGUAUCAGAAGCUGCUCUUUUCUGUUAACUCUUAAGCUUGUUGUUGACCUUCCUGAAACAGUGUGUGUUAAAU